Molecule: messenger RNA, 969 nt
Organism: Lineus longissimus
Lineage: Eukaryota; Metazoa; Nemertea; Pilidiophora; Heteronemertea; Lineidae
Product: retinal homeobox protein Rx1-like
Exons: 6
Coding region: 1-969 (322 amino acids)
Biological process (GO): regulation of transcription by RNA polymerase II
Molecular function (GO): RNA polymerase II transcription regulatory region sequence-specific DNA binding; DNA-binding transcription factor activity, RNA polymerase II-specific
Source: RefSeq, a predicted model, not a curated record
AUGGCUGGAGUUUCAUGUGCCUCGCAGCUCAAAUGUGAGCCAACAGACGCCAGCGUCCACGAGGAGCAUAUCGAUGUCUGCUCCACGCAAGAUGAUGAGCUGUCGUCUGAAGACGAAAGAGAUGUAAAGGUUUCAGAUCCUCUUUGGGCGCCCUCGCUUUCGCCUUCCCUCAACUGUGCCCUGCAAGAUCGUAUUUGCCAGGGUUCCCUUGGCUCUGGUCACAUGGCCAAACCAUCUCAGUUUCCUCUUCUUGGCAACUGUCAACAGGCUGUCGUGACGUCCAAUGUGCUGGGUGACCAGCCCUCUGACCUGGAUGUUGGUGACCACGGAGAAAACGGCAAUACCUCUGACAGCGAACAUAGCCAUUCCGGCCGAUUUGACGACCACAACUUCAGCUUUUCCUCGAAGAAGCAGAGACGAAACAGGACGACUUUCUCAGCUGAACAGUUAAGAGAGCUGGAGAAUGUGUUCCAGCACACGCAUUACCCAGACUGUACACUCAGGGAGCAACUAGCUGAGAAAGUGGACCUAACAGAAGCACGAGUGCAGGUUUGGUUCCAAAACCGAAGAGCAAAAUGGCGGAAGCAGGAGAAGUCGAUGGCGAGAAUGAUGGAGCUCUGGCGGCAGCGAAUGGAACAAUUCCCAGUCUAUUCACCUCCACUGAGCAUGCUCAACCUCCAGCUUCCGUUUCCAAGGCCGAUGUUUCCAUGGCUUCCACGCUAUCCACUUCCGGUGCCAUCACUUCCUGGUGUGUACCCACCACCUAUGAAUCCGUCCGUUGCUAUGGCUGCUGCUGCUACUUGUAAACCAGAGAGGGCCAGUCGUCCAAUUGUGUCCGUCCCCAAAGUUAAACUGGACCCUUCGCCUGCUCGAGACUAUGAGGAGAAGUACGCUUGUGGUCAAAUACCUAUCCCAUCAUCAUCUGCGCGGUCGUCACCGGAAGUACUCAAGCCAUCUACCCUGAGUUAG